CUAGGCUUUGAGCUAAGAAAACAACAGCAUGCUGCCACUGCAUGAGCACUGCGGGUCAUCAAGUCUACCAGACUACCAGUGAUACUGGUACGUGUUUUAUGCACCACUGCCCAAUGUGUCGUACUGCUUGAACGGCGUGCAUUUAUCCAUUGUUAAACAGCUCAAGCCAAGGCUGUGAAAGAGAGCAUUAGAAGAGGCAUUACCUCAAUUCAGCAGAAUGCUGCGCCUGCAAGCUCGCACUGCUCAGAUCCGUGUGGCUGCCUCCACACAGUUGACCCCACUGGCUGGACGGGUCAAACCAAAACAUGGGUAUGCCUUGCCCCAGGGGCUUGCCAGGGCCUACUCUACCCCCAUACCCAACCAGAGGCCAGAGGUACAACCCAUAGAGAAGUUGAUGGUGGCUAAUAGAGGUGAGAUUGCCAUCCGUGUCUUCAGAGCCUGUCAUGAGAUGAAGAUUCGCACAGUGGCUGUCUACUCGGAGCAAGAUACGAUGCACAUUCACAGACAGAAGGCGGACGAGGCAUACCUCAUAGGGAAAGGUCUUCCACCUGUGGCAUCCUAUCUGAACAUACCUGAAAUAAUACAGGUUGCCAAGGAAAACAAUGUAGAUGCUAUCCAUCCAGGCUAUGGGUUCCUCUCAGAGAGGGCAGAUUUUGCUAAAGCUUGUGAAGUAAAUGACAUCAAGUUUGUUGGACCACCUUCAGAAAUUGUGAGGAAGAUGGGAGACAAAGUGGAGGCUAGGCAGGCUGCCAUUGAUGCAGGCGUUCAGGUAGUCCCUGGCACAGCUCAGGCAAUCCAGACUGCUGAGGAAGCCCUGGAGUUCUGUCAUAUCCAUGGCUGUCCUGUGAUCUUCAAGGCAGCUUAUGGAGGGGGAGGCAGAGGAAUGAGGAUGGUCAGAGAUAUCAAAGAUGUGGAAGAAAGCUUUAACCGUGCAAGAUCAGAGGCAGAGGCUGCUUUUGGAGAUGGCUCACUGUUUUUAGAAAAGUUCAUUGAGAGACCAAGACAUAUUGAAGUGCAAAUUCUAGGGGACAAAGACGGAAAUGUAAUUCAUCUGUAUGAGAGAGACUGCUCAGUCCAGCGUAGGCAUCAAAAAGUUGUGGAGAUUGCCCCAGCUCCAUGGCUCAACAGUGAAAUCCGUAACAAGAUGACAGCAGAUGCUGUAAAACUUGCUCAAUAUGUGGGUUAUGAGAACGCUGGCACUGUGGAAUUCCUACUGGAUCAGCAUGGAAAUUACUACUUCAUUGAGGUUAAUGCCAGACUGCAAGUGGAACAUACUGUGACGGAAGAAGUCACAGGGUUGGAUUUAGUGCAAUCUCAGAUCAGGAUAGCUGAAGGGUUCUUGCUGCCGGAGCUGAAGAUGAAGCAAGAGGACAUUGUGCUCAAUGGAAGCUCUAUACAGUGCAGAAUGACCACUGAAGAUCCAGCCAAGGGAUUCCAGCCAGACACUGGAAGAAUUGAGGUUUUCCGCAGUGGAGAAGGCAUGGGUAUCAGGUUAGACAGUGCACUUGCCUAUGCGGGGGCCAUCAUCUCUCCAUAUUAUGACUCUCUGCUGGUGAAGGUGAUUUCUCAUGCACGCACCCACCAAGAUGCAUGUGCCAAGAUGGUACGUGCUCUGACCGAGUUCAGGAUUAGAGGAGUUAAGACCAACACACCGUUCUUGCUCAAUGUCCUCCAAAAUACAAAGUUCCUGGAAGGUGCUGUGGAUACUUACUUCAUAGAUGAACAUCCAGAUCUCUUCAAGCUGAAACCCAGCCAGAACCGUGCGCAGAAGCUGCUCCGCUACCUGGCCGAUGUGAUGGUGAACGGCCCCCUCACUCCGCUAGCAACUGGGCUUCAGCCUGCAGAGAUUGUACCAACUGUGCCGCAUGUGCCUUUUGGUACAACAACAACCCAGGAUGUCAAGCAUCCCAAAGGCUGGAAGAAUGUUCUAGACAAAGAAGGACCCAGUGGCUUGGCAAAAGCAAUCAGAAAUCACAAAGGUCUUCUGCUUAUGGACACCACGUACAGGGACGCCCACCAGUCCCUACUGGCUACUAGAGUUAGGACUUACGACAUGAAGAGAAUCUCUCCGUACACUUCUCACCAUCUCAGCAAUUUGUUUGCUUUAGAGAACUGGGGAGGUGCCACAUUUGAUGUGGCUAUGAGGUUUCUUCAUGAAUGUCCAUGGGAACGGCUGGAAGAGCUGCGACAGCUUAUCCCUAAUAUCCCCUUCCAGAUGCUACUACGAGGUGCUAAUGCUGUGGGCUAUACCAGCUACCCAGAUAAUGUGGUUUACAAGUUUUGCGAUCUUGCUGUUCAGUGUGGCAUGGACAUAUUCAGAGUGUUUGAUUCUCUGAACUAUGUUCCCAAUUUAAUUCUUGGCAUGGAAGCUUCAGCAAAAGCAGGUGGAGUGGUGGAGGCAGCCAUAUGCUAUACAGGAGAUGUCACUAAACCUGGAACUAAGUAUGAUCUGGAUUACUACCUGACCUUGGCAGAUGACCUGGUCAAGGGAGGGACACAUAUUCUAGGAAUAAAGGACAUGGCAGGUCUUCUCAAGCCAAAUGCAUCAAAGCUUUUGAUUGGCUCCCUGAGAGAGAGAUUCCCAGACAUGCCCAUCCAUGUUCACACACAUGACACUGCAGGUGCUGGUGUGGCAUCCAUGUUGGCAGCUGCACAAGCAGGAGCUGAUAUCGUUGAUGUGGCUGUGGAUUCUCUCUCAGGACUAACUUCUCAGCCGAGCAUGGGUGCAAUUGUGGCUGCUGUGGAAAAUACAGAAUUGGAUACUGGUAUAAAACUGGAUAAUGUGUUUGACUACUCUGCGUACUGGGCUCAGGCCAGGCAGCUGUAUGCUCCAUUUGAAUGCUGUACAACUCUGAAGAGCUCAAAUGCUGAUGUCUACUUGAAUGAGAUCCCAGGAGGCCAGUACACCAAUAUUCAGUUCCAGGCCUACAGCCUUGGACUAGCUGACCAGUUUGAGGAGGUGAAGAAAAAAUAUGCUGAGGCCAACCAGCUUUUAGGAGACAUAAUCAAGGUGACUCCAUCCUCUAAGGUUGUGGGAGAUUUAGCUCAGUUUAUGGUGCAGAAUAAGCUUACCGGGCAGAUGGUAAAGGACAGAGCAGAAGAACUGGCGUUCCCUAACUCUGUUAUACAGUAUCUGCAGGGCUACAUUGGAGAACCACCAUUUGGAUUUCCAGAACCUCUGAGGAGUAAGGUGUUAAAAGAUAAACCAAGAAUUAAAGGCAGGCCAGGGGAAUCUUUGCCAGACAUGGACUUUGAUCAAUUACAUUCACAGUUGGUUGAAAGACAUGGAAAGAAUGUCACAGAUAAAGAAGUGAUGAGCGCUGCCCUCUAUCCUAAAGUUACUGAAGAAUACCUAGAAUUCAAGGAAACAUAUGGCCCGGUACAAAGACUGGAAAGCAAAUUAUUCUUCACAGGACCUCUCAUUGGGCAAGAAAUCCAGGUGGAAAUUGAGAAGGGAAAAACCUUGCACAUCAAGACCUUGGCAGUGUCUGAGAAACUGACCAAGACUGGAGAAAGAGAGGUGUUCUUUGAGCUCAAUGGACAGUUAAGAUCUGUUCUAGUCAAAGAUCUGGAAGCUAUGAAGGAAAUGCACUUCCAUCCUAAGGCUCUAAAAGGAGUCAAGGGUUCCAUUGGGUCUCCAAUGCCUGGAAACGUGGUAGACAUCAAGGUGAAGGAAGGGGACAGGGUUAAACAGGGAGAUACUCUUUUGGUGCUGUCCGCCAUGAAGAUGGAAAUGACUGUCACUGCUCCAAUUGAUGGCAUUGUGAAAAAAGUAGCUGUCACAAAAGACAUGAAACUGGAGGGAGAUGAUUUGUUAAUGGAAAUUGAGGCCUGAUUGAGUUGAUCAUUUAGUGAAUAUUAAUAUAUAGUUAAAAUUUUUAAAAAAGAAAAAAAAAAUGCCAGCUUUGUUGUAUUUGAUGCUUUAAAUAAUGGCAAGUUUGAAUAUUAUGGCAUGGAAUGCAUAAUUGUGUGUAUGGAAGGAAUGAUUAUACAAUUGUUAUAUUAAUUGCCAUCGUCUUGAUGCCAUACUAAAAAAAUAUUAUUAAUAGUACUGAUAGUAGAUAGAAUUAUAGGUUAAAUGUCUAGUCCAUAUACUUAAACCACAGCUAGAUAAUGCACAAAUACAGCUGAGGUUGGCAUCUUCUUAACAUCAUGGAUU
This is a messenger RNA of Lingula anatina, 4159 nucleotides long. Its product is annotated as pyruvate carboxylase, mitochondrial. Gene Ontology annotation, biological process: gluconeogenesis; pyruvate metabolic process. Gene Ontology annotation, cellular component: cytoplasm. NCBI's taxonomy places the organism in Eukaryota, Metazoa, Brachiopoda, Lingulata, Lingulida, Lingulidae. The record is from RefSeq and is a predicted model, not a curated record. Gene Ontology annotation, molecular function: pyruvate carboxylase activity; metal ion binding; ATP binding.